GCAUCACAACAUCCAUUUUUUUGCAGGAAAUGAUAUUUUAAAAAGCUUCUCCUUGAGACAUUUUUCAAAUACCUUGCUCAGGUGCCAAUACAUUUCACGUGACGUGACAAACAUGAAUCACCGGAUAAACGUAUCUGCUUCAGGGGAGAGACAAAGAACUAGCAGAAAUGAUUUCUGAUAUAAAAAGCGUUUAUCAAAAACCUUGAAUUUUGGGAACAAAACUUAAUCGAUGGCGAUACCAGGCAUUUUCCUGUUCUUUCAUAAAAGAUAGAACCAGAUGACAGUUUCAGCGAAAUUGCUAUAAUGUCGCAAUUUAUUGUUUCGCCCUUCAUGGAAAUUGAUAUCCAACAAUUUGCAACUUCUGUUACGCAGAAUGUUAGCGAUGACAUCGCUGCGACAGAAAUGGAAGUGAUUGCGUUUCAAAAUGAUUUAGCUUUAAAAUCAUUAGUUUCAAAUACAAGAUCUAUCUGGCCUUCAGUAAGUAAAGAUGGAUAUUCAGUUUUGUGUCGUAUUGCUUUGAAAGUUAAAGCAUUAUUUAGUUCAACCUAUUUGUGUCAAUCCUCCUUUUCAAAUAUGAAGCUUAUUAAAACAAAUACCGUAAUCGACUUACAGAUGAACAUUUGGAUAAUUGUAUUCGAAUGGCGGUAUCAAAUUAUACUCCAAACGUAAAACAAAUUGUCAGCGAGUCUGAAUGUCAGGCUUCUCAUUGAACACGCAUUUUGUAUCUGGACAUGCUUUUGUUUAAAAUAGUGCGUUGCUUUUUUAUUUUAGGUUACCUUUAUUCACUCUCAUGUGACAUGUCAUUGUAGCUGACGAAAAAUUUUGUUCAUUUUUCAAACACCUACGACUGG
Molecule: messenger RNA, 851 nt
Organism: Acanthoscelides obtectus
Lineage: Eukaryota; Metazoa; Arthropoda; Insecta; Coleoptera; Chrysomelidae
Source: the annotation of a GenBank genome assembly